AUGACUGCUACUGAUUAUGACCUGUUACUGGUUGUGGUACUCCUGGUCAUCAGCCGACUUCACACAUAUCUUGUCAAAGAUAAUAAACCAACCAUCCCGGCCGUGGGAGUCCCUCCUGGCCCAUUGGGCUCAUGGAAAGCAGGACUCAGAUUUUUUAGAGAUACUUCUGCCAUUAUCCAGGAUGGAUAUGAAAAGUAUGCACCGGAUGGAAAGUCAUUCAGGAUCUCCACUCUACCAAGAUGGGUGGUAAUGGUCACAGAUGAUGCGGUGCUCAAGGAGUUGCAAAAUGCAGACGAACGGAUUAUUUCCAUGCAAGCUGCAGCAGACGAGCGAAAUUCCAUCUCAUAUAUUCUUGGCAAAUGCAUCCAUGAGAAACCAUACCAUGUGGCUAUCAUCCUGAAGAACCUCACGUAG
This is a messenger RNA of Aspergillus glaucus CBS 516.65, 414 nucleotides long. RefSeq lists its product as uncharacterized. The record is from RefSeq and is a predicted model, not a curated record. Lineage: Eukaryota; Fungi; Ascomycota; Eurotiomycetes; Eurotiales; Aspergillaceae. The transcript has 3 exons. Bases 1 to 414 code for a protein of 137 amino acids.